This is a messenger RNA of Pimephales promelas (fathead minnow), 4329 nucleotides long. It is a transcript of the gene elapor1, whose product is annotated as endosome-lysosome associated apoptosis and autophagy regulator 1. Gene Ontology annotation, biological process: positive regulation of vacuole organization; autophagosome assembly. Lineage: Eukaryota; Metazoa; Chordata; Actinopteri; Cypriniformes; Leuciscidae. The record is from RefSeq and is a predicted model, not a curated record. Gene Ontology annotation, cellular component: trans-Golgi network; lysosome; extracellular exosome.
UGACGAAUAUUCAUCUAUUUAGAUAUAGCCUAUACGGACACGUUUGCAGUUGGGACUCCAUCCCAGGGCGACUGACCAAUAGGAGAGCUGAGCGCAAGCUUAGUAUGUGCAAACAGUGUUGGGAUAAAAGCGCAGCAAUAUUAACAGCACGUCUGUUUUAUCACACGCCUUGCCUGAAGGAACAUAUCUUUUGGAAACAGCUAUGUUUUUAAGCCACGUGCUUUUCAUUGCUGGAACGCAAAGCGUUUCUGUCAUAUUUUUGCUCCAUUUACUACUUUUGACGGACACUGCCGAAUUACCCAGCUGCAAAGAGUCUGAUUACCAUUUUGAGUACACAGACUGUGACGUUUUGGGCUCUCGAUGGAGAGUGGCGAUACCCAACAAGCCAGAGACAUGCACUGGCCUACCUGAUCCAGUCAAAGGCACUCAAUGCACGUUCACCUGUAAUGAAGGCGAAUAUCUGGACAUGAGGACUCAAGAGUGUCAGAAAUGCGUCGCAGGGACCUAUUCUCUUGGGACAGGUGUUGCCUUCGAUGAGUGGGACAGUUUGCCCACUGGCUUUAUCAGCCAUGGCAUCGAUGUUAACUUUGGAGACACUUACACAAAUUGCUCCAACUCAACAUGGAUCCCGAAAGGUGACUAUGUUGCCUCUAACACAGAUGAAUGCACUUCAACUCUUUCCUAUGCUGUGAGUUUGAAGAAGCCUGGAUCUGUUUCCUUCCAGUACUUCUAUCCAGACAGCCACAUCUUUUUUGAGUUUUAUGUUCAGAAUGACCAGUGUCAGUCUACAGACUCUCAACGUCGCUGGAUGAAGAUAUCAGAAAGUGAUUGGGAUCAUCAUUAUGUAGAGCUGAGUAGUGGUAACAAUGUCUUGUACUGGAGAACAACAGGUUUCACUUUGGCUGCCAACACUGCCAAACCAGUUCUGCUGAAGAACAUUAGCAUCUUGGGGGUCUCGUAUACGUCGGAGUGUUUUCACUGUAAGCCUGGUACCUAUAGUGAUAAACCAGGGGCUGCCCACUGCAUCCCAUGCGCUGCUAAUUCAUACUCUAAUAAGGGAGCCACUGCAUGUCAACCCUGUGAGGCAGACAAAUAUUCAGGGAUUGGUUCUGGAACCUGUCUACAGCGACCGCCCUGCAAGACGACUGAUUACUUCUAUACUCACACACCAUGUGACUCCAGUGGUCAGACACAGCUGAUGUAUAAGUGGAUUGAGCCCAAGAUCUGCAGUGAGAGUGUGGAGGAGGCCGUGCAGCUCCCGGCCUCAGGAGAGAUGGUGGCCUGUACUUCAUGCAAUCCAGGAUUCUUCUUCAGCAACACCUCCACCUGUGAACCCUGCCCACAUGGCUUCUAUUCAAAUGGGACAGAAUGUUCUGAGUGUCCCGCUGGAACGGAACCAGUUGUGGGUUUUGAGUAUAAAUGGUGGAACAAGAUGCCCGGCAACAUGAGGAGUUCAGUCUUCAGCUCAGAAUACAGCAGCACUGAGAGGAGCACAGGCUGGGAGGUUGCGGGCGAGUACAUCUACACCACACCAAGCGAUCAGGACUCUGAUUACAUGCUGCUGACGCUCACAGUUCCUGGAUACAGCCAGCCUCAUUCCCUGAGUGAAGACAAAGAGAGAGUCGCGCUUUCCAGAAUAACAUUUGUGUUUGAAACGAAGUGUACAGCUGAUUGUAAACUUUAUUUCAUGGCAGGUCAGAAUGAAAGGAAUAAUAUGGUCGUGGAGGCUUGGUCAGGCACUAUAGGAAAGCAGUCCUAUUCUUAUCUUAUUAAAAGCAACAACACUGUUAGCUUCACCUGGGGUUUUCAGCGCACUGUGGCCUUCAGCAUGCAAAAUGAAUACAGCUCUGACCUGGCUAAGAUCUACUCAGUUCACCUCACUAAUGUGAUUGGGGGCGUGGCUUCAGAAUGUCGACAGUGUGCCUUGGCUCUGGCUGACUCUGACUCUGCCUGCGUUCCCUGCCCUCCAGGACACUACAUGCUGAACGGCACUGGAGUGUGUAAAAGCUGUCCCUCAAAUACCAUCAUCAGGCCCGAGCGGCCAGUCGGAAAGGAAGCCUGCAUACCUUGUGGACCCAAUACUUACAGUAAUCAAGGCCGUUCUGCGUGCAUGAGUGACUGUACAUUAGCACUGCAUCAUAAAGGAGAGACCUUGCAUUAUGAUUUCUCUCCGCUGGCAAACACCACAGGCUUCCAGAGCAGCCCACGCUUCACCAGUAAAGGGCUGCAAUAUAACCACCAUUUCAGUGUGGCACUGUGUGGAACAGAAUACAGGGCUCUUGCAUCCUGUGUGGAGAAUGUCACUGAAAGCAAGAGGGUUGUAAAAGGCUACAUCUGUCAGUUCACUGUAGUGCCUUCUGAGAUCAGGGGUCAGAGCGUUGUGUCCUCUCAGCCCUUCAGUAUUGGAGACACUUUAAUUGGAGUGAGCACCGACCACAAAUUUGAUGACAUCUCGUCAUUGGACGGCAACUUUCCUGUUGAAUCAGAGCUGCCGGAUGUCAUAUUCUACUACAGAUCUAGAGAAACUACGCAAGCAUGUAAAAAUGGAAGAUCCACCUCCAUUAGGCUUCGAUGUGAUCCCACUGUAACACUGAAAGACCUUGUUUCCUUACCAAGUAAGUGCUCAGAGGGCACCUGUGACGGCUGCUCCUUCCAUUUCCUGUGGCGUUCCCAGCAUGCCUGUCCUCUCUGCUCUGAGAGAAACUAUAAGGAGAUCGUGAGUGCUUGUAUCCAAGGAAUUCAGAGGACUACCUAUGUGUGGCAGCAACCUCUGAGGUGCACAGGCGGGGUGUCGCUGCCAUCUCAGCAGAUUAGUGCCUGUGUGACACUGGACUUCUGGCUGAAAUUUGGCGUCUCCAUUGGAACUGUGGCUGCCGCAUUGCUCAUUACACUCAUCUGCUACUUCUGGAAAAGGACACGCAAGCUGCAGUAUAAGUACUCUAAGCUAAUGAUGACGGCAGGAGAUAAGGAGUGUGAACUUCCAGCUGCAGAUAGCUGUGCCAUCAUGGAAGGAGAAGAUGCAGAGGAUGACCUCAUCUAUCUCUCAAAAAAAUCUUUCUUUACCAAGAUCAAGUCAUAUUCCAGAGAGAGAACGUCAGAUGGGUUUGAUUCUGUUCCUCUUAAAUCAUCAGCUGCCCAGGAGAUGGAGAUGAACUAGUACUUCUCAGACGCAUGGAAAGCCAGCAGGAAAUGUUUGGCCUGUCGUAUGACGUCCUUGACACUAUAGUGGACAUUAUAACAUCAAUACUGCUAUUCCCAAAGAGACUGAGGGAAGCAAAUGAUUCAGAAACAAGUUUGCUCCCUUAUACCGGUUGGUUUCUCCUAGAUUUAGCAAAUCCAGUCUAUGCCGACCGAAGGCAAAAUUGGCAUGGGAAUUGGGAAGUUUAUUUUUAUUUUUAUGUGAGCUUUUUUUGUUUUCGUAAUUUGCCUAUAGGCCUACACACAUUUUAUACUAAACACAAAUUAUGUUUCACUACAAAGUUCGGGAGGAGCACGUUCAAAUAAUCAAUCCAAUGAACUUGUCAUCAACAAUCAUCAUGACUAUCCCAUCAGCAUGAAAGGAAGCAUAUAAAGGCAUUCAGUCGACUCACCUACAUUCCUUGACAGUUUUUCCCUCCACCACCACGACACUCUCGGCUUGUUCCUUUCACAGCCAGGAAUAUGGGGGGAGUACUCUGGGUUUAGGCCAAAUACCGAGCCUGGAUCCCUCUCCUCUGACGGCACGCCAAAUAUGUAUGCCAUCUGACUUAUUUGGUAAUAUUCACGUAAUAUUAGUCUGAUUACGUGAAAUGCUUGUGAAAGAUAAUGGUGGAAAAUCCACAUUGCAUUAGUCACAUGCCAUUACAUGCUACAUGCCCAUGGGUUACACUUUAUUUUAAGUUAUCCAUGUUACAGUGAUGUUACAAUGUAGCUAAUGACCUACAUUUAAGUUUGUAGUAAUGAAAAUUAACUUGUAGCCUACUUAGGAAAAGGGACUGGUUUAGGGUUAGUUGCAUGUAAUUAUUACUAUAGCCUAGUAACUACAUGUAACAAGGACACUGUAAAAUGAAGUGUUAACCCAUCCUGUUAAAUAUCAGAUAUGAUAUUUUUCUUUUCUUUUAGGUCAGUGAUAUGUUGUUUUCAUGAAUUUGAGAGCUAAACCUGCCUUACAAGUGGUUGCAAAAUAUUGAAUUUUUCCAUUUGUAAAUCACUCGAAUGUUUUGACAUACCAGAAUUUGUUGUGUGAACAUUUUUUUGUUCUUUUUUUAUAUCGUUAUUUGUAUUUUAGGAAAUGUCGUUGUCUAAGAUAGUCUGUUAUGUUUUUUUUAGUAUAUAUAAAAGCCCACUUGA